GUUGCUUCUGGCGCUGAGAUCGCGAGCUUCGGGGCUGCAGUUGCAGGCGUGAUGAUGGCACCUUGGCUGCAGCUCUGCUCUUUCUUCUUCUCGCUCACCGCCUGCCUUGACGGCCAGCGGCUCACCGGGUCGGCCACAGGGACCAAGAAAGGGCCAGCGGCUGAUGCUUGCAGCUGGAGGGGUCUGGCACCAGUUGGAAAAAAUAUUGGGCUCCUCAAUAUCACCUUUAAGUAUGACAACUGUACGCCUUAUUUGAAUUCAGUGGGGAAACAUGUGAUUGGUGAUGUACAGAACAUCACCAUUAGUCAGUAUGCAUGCUCUGAUCAAGUUGCAGUAAUCAUACUGUGGACAACAAAUCCCAUUGGAAUUGAAUUUCUGAAGGGAUUUCGAGUAAUACUUGAAGAGUUAAAGUUGGAGGGAAGACAAUGUCAGCAGUUGAUUUUAAAAGACCCAAAACAGCUGAACUCGAGUUACAAAAUGACUGGAGUGGAGUCUCAGCCUUUUCUAAAUCUGAAAUUUGAAACGGAUUAUUUUGUAAAGAUCAUUCCUUUUCCUUCCAUUAAGAAUGAAAGUAACUACCACCCAUUUUUCUUCAGAACACGGCCUUGUGAAUUACUUCUGCAGCCUGAAAAUCUUGCCUGCAAACCUUUUUGGAAGCCAAGGAAUCUGAAUGUUACACAGCAAGGUUUUAAUAUGCAUGUAUCUUUUGACCAUGCUCCAUACAAUUUUGGAUUCAAAUAUUAUUACCUGCACUACAAACUGAAAAAUGAAGGUCACUUCAAACAGAAGGCUUGCAAACAGGAUAAAAAUACAGAUUUCACAAGCUGUGUUCUUCAGAACGUCUCACCAGGAGAUUAUAUAAUUGAGCUGGUUGAUGAUACAAACACAACAAGGAAGACAAUACAUUACGCACUAAAGCCAGUUCAUUCCCCAUGGGCAGGGCCAAUAAGAGCAAUAGCAAUCACUGUUCCCUUGGUUGUCAUCUCCGCAUUUGCUACCCUUUUUACAGUGAUGUGUCGUAAAAAACAGCAAGAAAAUAUCUAUUCCCAUUUAGAUGAGGAAAGUUCAGAAUCUUCAACCUACUCUACCGGCCUCCAUGUGGAAAGGCAACGGCCACGGCCCAAAGUGUUUAUUUGCUAUUCCAGUAAAGAUUGUCAGAAGCACAUUAACGUCAUCCAGUGCUUUGCUUAUUUUCUUCAGGACUUCUGUGGUUGUGAGGUUUCUUUGGAUUUAUGGGAGGACCUGAGGAUUUGUAAAGAAGGGCAGAAAGAGUGGCUUCAUCGAAAAAUCAAUGAGUCCCAGUACAUCAUUGUUGUAUGUUCUAAAGGAAUGAAGUACUUUGUGGAGAAAAAGAACUGGAGGCACAAAGGCUUCAGGGAAAGGGAUUCUGGAAAAGGGGAACUCUUCCUGGUUGCUAUAUCUACCAUAGCAGAGAAGCUGCGUCAGGCAAAGCAGAAUUCACAUGACCUCUGCAAGUUCAUAGCAGUUUACUUUGAUUACUCCUGUGAGGGUGACAUUCCUGGUAUUCUUGAUUUGAGUACAAAAUACAAGCUCAUGGAUAACCUACCUCAGCUUUACUCUCAUUUACAGUCCAGAGAUCUUGGUCUUCAUGAUUCAGAACUGUAUCCUGUACAUAUCAGCAAAAGGAAUUAUUUCAGGAGUAAAUCUGGGCGGUCCCUUUAUGUAGCCAUUUGCAACAUGCAUCAGUACAUUGAUCAGGAGCCUGACUGGUUUGAGAAACAAUUUGUUCCUUUUCUUCCGACUCCUUUACAUUACCAAGAGCCUGUGAUGGAAAAAUUUGACUCUGGAUUGGUGCUAAAUGACUUAAUCAGCAAACAAGUGACUGAUGGGGAUUUCUGCCUGAAAGCAGAUGCAAAUAUUAUCCAGUCUUUAAAUUCAGACUCUCACAGUAUGAUGCAGCAUUUGAAUCUUGGAGAGGACAGAACAUCUGAGGAUAUUCAAAAUACCAGUUCCAUUCUUCAGCCUUUGUUGCAUGUUGUAAAAGCUGCCAAUCUUCCAGAUAUGCCUCGGGACUCCGGAAUUUAUGAUUCUUCUGUUCCUUCUUCUGAGUUGUCACUGCCUUUAAUGGAAGGCCUCUUAACAGACCAUACUGAAACCUCUUCAAUUACGGAGAGUAUCUCCUCUUCAUCAGGACUGGGAGAAGAAGAACCUCCCAUGCUUUCUUCAGCUCGCACCCUUGUACCUGAAAUAUGUAAAGCAGAACUUCAUUGCCAUAUUCACACUGAUGAACUGCAGGCAAUUGCACCUUUAUAACAUGUCCCAAGAUUUUUAUGCAUUGCCACUUUAUCAACUGCCUCGGUGCAUGCAUUGUUCUCUACAUCAUCACAGCCACUUGACUGACUUGAAGGAAUGAAUGCUCUCCUGGGGGAUUACCUGCUCCUUCCAAGGGGAGUUCAUGGCCAGUAGAUUUUUCUAUAGAAGAUUUUAAAAAGAAUUUUCUGGGUUGAUAACUUUUCUUUUUAAUGACUGAAAUUCUUCCUAGAACCAACUUGGAUUUUAUGGUGAAUUUAUAUAUAAAGAAAUAUGCAUACCUACUUUUUAAUAAGAAAAAAAAUAUUUUGAAGAUGUAAGGUGAUUAGCCAGAAAAGUUUGGCUUUUCUGAGGGAAGGGAAAGUGGGAUUCACAAUGAUAAAAUGCCAAAGACUAGCCUUAUUAGAAGAGAUAGGUGUUAUUAACAAAUCAAUAUCUCAAUUUUUGUUAAACUUUUGCUUGUGUUUAUCUGGCCCAGAGUUUCUGUUAGAAAGCUAAACCCACCAUGUUUCUCCCUUUAUGUUGUGUGUCCUUUGUAAACCCGUAGACAUAUUGAAAUUAAUCUUGAUUUUGCCAUUUCAGUAUGACAAUUAAUGUUACUGUAAACAGAUUAUAUAUGCUGGUUCUCCUGUGACAUUCAUUUCAGAAUGAAUUUGUUGCUUGUGGAAACGUGCAUCUCUGUAACUUCUUUUAACUCCCUGAUGUUGUAAAAGCUAAAGUAUUACUUGGAGUCUAGUAGAUUUGUCAGAGUUGGAGGCAAAAAGUAUGGUUUUGAAGCUGAAAAUCUGUAUAUAUAUCAGAUAAAAUACCUGUAACAUUAUGCUAAAAAUAAGACAUGGCUCAGUAGUAGAACAUCUGCUUUGCAGACAUAAGAUCCCAGUUUCAGUCUUGGGCAUCUCCAGUUAAGAGUAUCAGGUAAUGCAAAAGGCCUCUGUGUGACCCUGCAGAGAAAUUGCAAGUCAGCCAAUACUGACCUUGAUGUGUGAGGCCAAGUUGAUGUCUACCAAAUCAAACUUCUGCCUGCAUGAUCCCAUUUGGUACCGACACUAUGGGUUUGUUGUAUACAUUUUUAUUAUGCAUAUAUACAUCACAUUAUUAUAUAUUUUAUUCCCAAAUUUCAUAUUUAUUAUUCAAAGAGUUAAUCUCCAACAAGACAAACCAAUAACUUAUGUGAAAGAACUAGGAAUUCACAAAUGAUAGCUUUUUACACAUGCAAACUUAUUACUUCUAAAAAAUUCAGUGGAUCGAUGAACAAAUUCUCCAAAUACUCCAGUGCCUCACAGACCUCAAUACAAAUAUCAACCAAUUUGGCCAAAACCCUGUAAAAAAUAAGAUCAGCCUCCAGUGCAGGCCAAACUUGGUUAAAUCUAUGAAUGGCUAAGUAAUAAUAUGGUAUACAUUGUUAAUUGUAGAUUUUGAUAUUUUCAUCUGUUGUAAGUAACAAAAGUACUGCUAUAGUAUGUAGCAGGCACUUAGCAGCAUAGAACUGUAGCAGCAUCUCUUGAACAGAUAAGUUGUAGCUCCAGUCUCUACACAUCUCUGUUCUGACAUACAACCAAAUGUGAAUAAUAAAUACUAUAACCACUGUUUUGAA
Molecule: messenger RNA, 3865 nt
Organism: Sphaerodactylus townsendi
Lineage: Eukaryota; Metazoa; Chordata; Lepidosauria; Squamata; Sphaerodactylidae
Gene: IL17RD
Product: interleukin 17 receptor D
Exons: 13
Coding region: 52-2274 (740 amino acids)
Molecular function (GO): interleukin-17 receptor activity
Source: RefSeq, a predicted model, not a curated record